CAAUUUUUUUUUUUAUUAUAAAAGAAACUCGAAAUUUAUCAGUUUCCGUCAAAAAAUUACCUUAAUUUGUUUAAAUUACAAAUAUUUCACUAUGGAUGACAGCAAUCCUUCACAUAAUAAUUAUACUGAAUCCAAUAAUUUACAAUCAAUUGCUGAUGUUAUUCUACCGGAACAGGAAUAUCCUCUAAAUAUCGCUGCUGCUAAUUCUGACUUUUCCAUGAACGAUAAUAACACGUUUCCAACAUCUCAAACAAAUAAUAAUUACUCCACAUUUAAUGAAAACAUCACAAUUUUGCGAUCCUACCAUCCAAUUGAUUUACAACAAUCAACUGCUGAUGUUAUUCAACCGGAGCAUGACAAUGUUAUCAAUGUUGACUUUUCCAUGAUGAACGAUAAUAGUAUCUCCCCAACAUCUCACAAAAAUAACAAUAAUUUCAAUCAACAACACACGUCUAAUGUGCAAUCCUAUUCUCCUUCGAACACCUCUUCAUAUGCGCAGCAAUAUGGUCACCCGUCAUCGUCGCAACCUAUUGGAAAUACUUUCCCUCCAUUUAAUAAGACAACUAUUAACACUCAACCUGAAAUCUUUAGUUUUGAUAUUCCCGGAUUUAAAAUAAUCAUUGUGCCUAGCUUCUCUCAACGAGAUAAUACUUUUUCGAAUUAUUCUUCCUCGGAUAUUACGGAUAAUCAAUUUACUCAAUUUACCCAAUAA
Molecule: messenger RNA, 712 nt
Organism: Rhizophagus irregularis DAOM 181602=DAOM 197198
Lineage: Eukaryota; Fungi; Glomeromycota; Glomeromycetes; Glomerales; Glomeraceae
Source: RefSeq, a predicted model, not a curated record